AUGGACAUGUCGCUACCACCUUCCUCAUCAUAUAACGGAAAUAGCCGUGCUGGUGGUGUUCGUUUCACUUAUGGUAAAACUAGAACAAUACUUAGCCAAGAUUUUGAUUCUUUCCUUACGGAUUCUUAUUCAGCAUCGAAAUAUGAUGACGAUAGUGAGAUGGAAAUAGAGUUGGAAUCGAAAAGGAAAAGCUUCAAAAGCAUUCAUGAACUUCGAGAACAGGGUGAAAACAAACGAUUCACCGACGAAAUAGAAUAUAUUCUCGAUGGCAUUCAAGAAUCACAACCAGUGAAUGUGCGUAGAGCUAGUGUACUCGUGCUCGCUCAAAAACUGCUAAAGACUGAAUUUAUGACAAAAGUUCGAUCUCAUCAUUAUAUCCCGAAACUAUAUGAUACCCUAGUAUCACAGGAUGAUUUCCUUAUCAGAUGCUGCUUUGCAUUUGUGGUUUGUCUAAUGAUCGAAGACCGACGUAAUGCCGAAUUUUUUGCUAGCAAGGAAGAAUUCACAAGAUUAGUCGCUGAAUUUUUGACAUACCAGUCAGAUCCGUUAUGUGAUGACAUUUCAAAAUCAUCAUGGAAAAAGUCUGAAAAGUCCAUGAUCGGUGAAUUAAAAGAAAUCAUUUGUCGAUCUGAUAUCUUUCCAGACAAGAAGGAGAUUUCACUGAAAUCCAUCGCGUUACGGUCUUUGUCGUCUCUAAUAUUAUAUAAGACGAGAUACGAAGAUGUUAUAAAAAAGAGAAUAAGAGCAUGUGAUGGUAUAUCGAUAGUGGCACGUAUUCUCAAAGACGAACUUGCGCCAGUCAAAAAAUUGUUACUCGCCUUUGAAAAGGGGAAAACAUCAAAAAUCAAACAGAAAUCGUCGUUAUCACCAUUGAAUUUUGAACGUGUCGAGCAAUGUCUUGGAAUAUUGGAAAAUGUCACAGCCUUUUGUCCCGAGAAUCAACUCAUAAUCGUGAAUCACGAAAAAGACAUUCUUCCAAUGUUACUAGAGUUUUUGCUGUAUUGUCACCUUGAAUCAUGUAACUUAAAUGCUGAAAAUCUGUCGAUAGCUUUGGAAUGUCUUCUUGGCUGCCUUCGUGUUCUAAUAAAUUUAACCCAUGAUAAUCAACAAUGUUGCCGGGACGUGAGUAAAUCACCUGGAAUGGCGAUUCUUAUGCGUUUGACGACUGUAGGACAACUUCCGUAUAAACAAUCAAUAGGUGGAAACGACAAAAUUAAUAUGGGAAAGGAAGAAGGAUCAGAAGAAAGUGUUGAGGCUACGAAAUUUGAUGUGCUUUUGCUGAGUAUCGGGUUGCUUAUUAACUUGGUGGAAAUAGAUGCCGGCAGUCAAGACGAGUUUCGGAAAAUUGAACAAAAUCCAAAUUGCCCUGGUACACGUAAUUGUUUAAGACUUUGCACUUGUCCUUCUCGUAAGUCGGCAGUAUCGUGUCUAGUUUCGUUGUACAACCAUCAGAUUGAGAAGGGAGACGAUAAGACCGAUAGCAACAUCGUUGCUGCAUAUAUGGCCAUAUUGAUUGGUUUGCUUAUCAAAGACAAUAAAGAAAAUCAAGAAUUACGCCUCCCUGGAAACUCAGUCCAAUCGCUCAUUAAUCUUUUACAAGAUUUUGUAAAAUUCCACGAAUUAGUAGGAGGCGAAGCAUCCACGAUUGGAAAUAGUGGACAAAAUUCCAUGAACUUGGAUACAUUUUUGGAUGAUGAUGAUAAACAUGAUCUACUUGGAGGUAAUAAUGAUGGAAUCUCUGGUGUGGUGUUACAACGAUCUUCACAAAAUCAGCAAUCGAAUGGACGCAAUAUCGGAGACUCGUUUCUUGAGAUUGUAGAUAGCUUGAAAGCUUUCGAGCAGAAACGGUUGAGUGGUAUACCAAUUAAUUAA
Ambispora leptoticha is the source of this 1872-nucleotide messenger RNA. Lineage: Eukaryota; Fungi; Glomeromycota; Glomeromycetes; Archaeosporales; Ambisporaceae. The record is from the annotation of a GenBank genome assembly.